Gigantopelta aegis is the source of this 7395-nucleotide messenger RNA. RefSeq lists its product as uncharacterized. The record is from RefSeq and is a predicted model, not a curated record. The coding region runs from base 412 to 6879 and encodes 2155 amino acids. Gene Ontology annotation, biological process: toll-like receptor signaling pathway; immune response. NCBI's taxonomy places the organism in Eukaryota, Metazoa, Mollusca, Gastropoda, Neomphalida, Peltospiridae. Gene Ontology annotation, molecular function: transmembrane signaling receptor activity; protein binding. The transcript has 9 exons. Gene Ontology annotation, cellular component: membrane.
GCUAUGCAACAAUAAGUUUUCUUUGUUAUUCACCCCUGGCGUCUUGUGUCCCGUUUUCUGUACGCCAUGGUGUUGGAUACUUUCGCUCAAUAAAGCCCAUUGUAUUAAACAGGAUGGAAAAAGAGGACAUUGCUUGCAUAAAGCUCAUAUUUCCUAGCGCAGAACUUUUCACUUGUCACAGUUGCUUAUAGGCCCACAGGUGGGACGCAUUAAACACAUUAUUUCUAUUUGACUGAGAGCUAAAUAGUAUUCGCCCAUUACUGUUGACGUUUAUACUGAACAUUGUUGUUGUCGUUCUUCCGGUUGCUGCCCCGGUUUACUGUUGCUACUGCUGCUGUUGUUGCUGCUACUGAAAAACAAAUUGUUCACGCAACAGGACAUUGCUAUCAACGUUGUAUUGGACACGUGGCCAUGUUUAGGGUCAGAGCUUUCAUCUUCAUCCUGGUAAUCUGUAAGGUGACAUCUGAUGCAUCAUCUGAAUGGCACAUGCAAACGAUCACCUGUCCCACAAAGAUAUCUAAAACAUACAAAGGAUUAUUUGCAAACUGUAGGGGUCUUAACUUGACUACGGUUCCUGACCUAGAAGGUAACAUAACAGCACUAGAUCUCAGUGAGAACCGGAUAAAUCUAACAGGAAGUGACUUUACCAGGUAUUCAUAUCUGGUAUACUUGAAUCUUGAAGGUAAUGGUCUGAAUAGACUUCCAUUCGAUGUGUUCACUGGAUGUGGAAAGCUGAAAUUCUUAAAUUUAAAACACAACAAUCUAAACUACAGCCUCAGCUUAUUUCCUGAAAACGUCUUCACUCCUCUGCACGUCCUAGAGGCACUGGACAUUGGUAAUAAUAAUAAUGCGGCUUUGACAUUUCCCGACAGUGUAGUUAAACCACUAAAACAUCUUAAAACGAUUACAAUAGAUACAACUUCUAAUUUCACGUUUGGAGAGGGUUUUCGAAAUCUUCGCAGUCUUGAAGUUCUGUGUUUGUCAGGGAAUGAAGCGGAUUGUGGAAUUGUAGAACUUUACAAUGAUACGUUCUCGGUGUUCAAUUCAUCCAGUUUGCAGACGCUCGAUCUUUCAUUUUGUAGACAUCUAAGAAAUAUACAUUUAGAUUCUUUUUCACCAUUGCUCAGUUUAAAAGUACUUAACCUGAAGAAAGCACACAACCUAGGCCUAUCUGGAGCCUUAUUAGGAAUGUAUAGUUUACAAAAUAGAACUAUGAAGUCCAUAAAUUUGGAAGCAGUAACGUUUCUUCAAAAAUGGAACUUCCCCACAGAAAGGUGUGUACAAGAUCAAAUACUAACAAAAGACAAAUUGCAAUAUUUGUCUACAAUUUGUCUCUCUAGUCUGAAUUUGGCAAACAAUCACAUCCUCUUCAUUGAUACAGCAUAUACAUCCAACAGAACAGUUUCCAGUUGUCUGAUUUAUCUGUACCUUCGUGGAAACGCCUUUUAUUUACAAUUAAACAUUGUGUCUGUGUAUCACGUUAUUCGACAAAUGAAAUUAAAAUAUAUAGAUGUAUCAUCCAACCAAUGGUGUGGCCAUCCCCCUCCAAAUAAUUACUUUGAUCAUACAUCGUCAAUAACAUUAUUUGUAACAUUGCCUACAACCCUAGAAACAAUUGUUUAUGAUGAAACUAAUUCAUUAGUUGAUCUUAAAACAUACAUUACAGUGGCGUUUAAUGCAAGUAAUAAUCUGAGAAAUCUUUCUAUCAGCUACAAUGAGAACAUGAUACUGGAAGGGUCUGUUACUGGACUGAACAAGCUUACAACACUGAGAAUAGAACACAAUGGAAAUAUGUCACUUUCAGAAUCAUUUUUUGAUAAUUUCCCAAGUCUGAAAAACCUCAACAUGACUGGGGUGCAUCUACCAAAACGGUAUUUCCAAAAAGAGUCGAUUCGGCUAUUUAGAAACCUGACAAAUCUGGAAAACCUCGACCUCUCCUCUAGUAACCUGUUCCAUUUUCCAAAACAGUCGUUUCGUCACAACCGCUUUCUCAAGAACCUCUUACUGUCACACAACAACUUUCAGAGUAUGUUAUUCUCCAUCGAAUGUGUUCCACAUUUGGAGACUUUAGAUUUAUCUUAUAAUCAUAUCAAAACGUUGGAUCGGGGUACCAGAAAUUCGUUGGACAGUCAUACUAAAAGUAAGUCGAAUUUUAUUUUGAAACUAAACAACAAUCAAUUAAGCUGCAUGUGUGAAAAUAUCGAUUUCGUUGUCUGGUUCAAACAGACGGGUUAUAUUUCAAAUCAUAAUGACAUACAAUGCACGAAGAAUAAUAAUAAAGUUGUUAAUUUUGAAGACAUCCAUCUUGAAGCAUUAUGGCACGAAUGUACAGGAAAACCAGCGUUUUACAUCGUGUCGUCCAUGUUUUCAUUGCUGAUCUCUGCAGCUCUGUGUUCCUUUCUUGUAGUGAAGCAUAAGUCUCAGAUUCUUGUGUUUUUCCACAGACUGUUUCGCGGGGUCGCUGGACUCCCAACAAGAGCAGACUUCAGGUAUGAUGUUUUUAUUGGAUACGCUGAUAAAGACAGUGACUUUGCGUGCAUGCAACUGAGAGAGAUCCUGGAGGAUAAAUGUCAUUUUCGAGUUUAUCUCCACGAUCGCGACAGUGAGUUGGGUGGCUUGAGAGCCAUCUCUAUUCUUGAUGGAGUCCGAAACAGCUGGAAGAUGGUCCUGGUUUUGUCACAGAACUUCGUCACUGACGACUGGUCUAUAUACACGAUGCAUGCCGUAGCUCUGUACGCUGCCUCUGGUCGCAUACCAAAAAGGCUGAUCAUUCUCCUGGAUCGAGCGAAUCCGUGCGAGGUUCCAGACACCCUCCUCUGCAUUGUAGACGAAGACACGAUUCUACCAAUCCCACGUCCUAAUGAUGACGGUUCAUGGGACCACUUACGGCGUCUUCUGAAAUGCCCUGUAUAUAAUCCUCACCGUGUUGAUUACAGUGUGAUACUAAUUAAAACACAUCUAAUUACAGAUGCCCUGUAUAUAAUCCUCACCGUGUCGAUUACAGUCAGAGCUUUCAUCUUCAUCCUGGUAAUCUGUAAGGUGUCAUCUGAUGCAUCAUCUAAAGGGCACACGCAAACGAUCAGCUGUCCCACACAGAUAUCUAAAACAUACAAAGGAUUAUUUGCAAACUGUAGGGGUCUUAACUUGACUACGGUUCCUGACCUAGAAGGUAACAUAGCAGCACUAGAUCUCAGUGAGAACCGGAUAAAUCUAACAGGAAGUGACUUUAUGAGGUAUCCAUAUCUGGUGUACUUGAAUCUUGAAGAUAUUGACGACGAAGCUUUAUGGCACGAGUGUACAGGAAAACCAGCGUUUUACAUCGUGUCGUCCAUGUUUGCAUUGCUCAUCUCUGCAGCUCUGUGCUCCUUUCUUAUAGUGAAGCAUAAGACUCAGAUUGUUGUGUUUUUCCACAGACUGUUUCACGGGGUCGCUGGACUCCCAAGAAGAGAAGACUUCAGGUAUGAUGUUUUUAUUGGAUACGCUGAUAAAGACUGUGACUUUGCGUGCAUGCAACUGAGAGAGAUCCUGGAGGACAGGUUUCAUUAUCGAGUUUAUCUCCAUGAUCGUGACAGUGAGUUGGGCGGCUUGAGAGCCAUCUCCAUUCUAGAAGGAGUCCACAACAGCUGGAAGAUGGUCCUCGUUUUGUCACAGAACUUCGUCACUGACGAAUGGUCUAGAUAUACGAUGCAUGCCGUAGCUUUGUACGCUGCCUCCGACCUCAUACCAAAGAGGCUGAUCAUUCUCCUGGACCAAGAGAAUCCGUGCGAUGUUCCAGACACCCUCCUGUGCAUUGCAGAUGAAGACACGAUUCUGCCAAUCCCACGUCUCAAUGAUGACGAUUCGUGGGAACACUUAAAGCGUCUUCUGAAGGGGAGGCCUCCCGAAUCCCCCGGCUCGGGCACGCCUUUGGUGUGCGAAAGCUGCCUCCAGUUGCACACGAGUUGUCGGCCGUGGGACCACCUGGUUAAGCCGUCUCUGGAUUUCAUCCCACAGGUGUUCAAUCGGGUUCAAAUCAGGGCUGAGAGCCGGCCACGGCAUGGUUCUGAUGUUGUGCUGACGCAGGAAGUCUAUGGUGAUCCUGGCCGUGUGGGGGCGAGCAUUAUCCUGCUGGAACACGUGGUUAUGGUGACGCGUGAAGAAGGGCACUAUUCGUGUCUGACGGUGGCGGGCGGUGAGGACAGGUCCUCGAGCGGGACGUCGGCAAAACAGGUUGUUGGCGGCCAGUCGACGUCGUACCGUGUCGUCACUGAUGGGUCGCUGUCCAGUGCCAAUGGUCGCGCGAGCUGUCAUGCUGGCCGUUCUGAAGCGAUCAUGGAGGUGCUGCCGGUUGAUGUAGCGGUCCUGCCUGGGUGUGGUCACCCGGGGGCGCCCGCUGCGGUGACUGUCUGCAGUGCUGUCAUAGCUUUCAUCUUCAUCCUGGUAAUCUGUAAGGUGACAUCUGAUGCAACACCUGAAGGGCACACGCAAACGAUCACCUGCCCCACAAAGAUAUCCAAAACAUACAAGGGAUUAUUUGCAAACUGUAGGGGUCUGAACCUGACGACGGUUCCUGUCCUAGAAGGUAACAUAACAGCACUAGAUCUCAGUGAGAACCAGAUAAAUCUAACAGGAAAUGACUUUAUCAGGUAUCCAUAUCUGGUGUAUUUGGAUCUUGAAGGUAAUGGUCUGAAUAGACUUCCACUCAAAGUGUUCACUGGAUGUGGAAAGCUGAAAUUCUUAAAUUUAAAACACAACAAUCUAAACUACAGCCUCAGCUCAUUUCCUGAAAACGUCUUCACUCCUCUGCUCGUCCUAGAGUCACUGGACAUUGGUAAUAAUAAUAAUGCGGCUUUGUCAUUUCUCGACAGUGUGGUUAAAUCACUAACAAAUCUUAAAAAUCUUACAAUAGAUACAACUUCUAAGUUCACAUUUGGAGAGGGUUUCCGAAAUCUUCGCAGUCUUGAAGUUCUGAGUUUGUCAGGGAAUGAAGCAGAUUGUGGAAUUGUAGAACUUUACAAUGAUACUUUCUCGGUGUUCAAUUCAUCCAGCUUGCAGACGCUCGAUCUUUCAUUUUGUAGACAUCUAAAAAAUAUACAUUUAGAUUCUUUUUCACCAUUGCUCAGUUUGAAAGUACUUAACCUGAAGAAAGCACACAACCUAGGCCUGUCUGGAGCCUUAUUAGGAAUGUAUGGUUUACAAAAUAGAAAUAUGAAGUCCAUAAAUUUAGAAGCAGUAACGUUUCUUCAAAAAUGGAACUUCACCACAGAAAGGUGUGUACAAGAUCAAAUACUAACAAAAGACAAAUUGGGAUAUUUGUCUAGAAUUUGUCUCUCUAGUCUGAAUUUGGCAAACAAUCACAUCCUCUUUAUUGAUAUCAAAUAUACACAAAAAAGCACGAUUUCCAGUUGUUUGGUCUAUUUGUACCUUCGUGGAAAUGCCUUUGAUUUACAAUUCGACAUUGUGUCUCUGCAUCACAUUAUUCCAAAAAUAAAAUUAAAAUAUAUAGAUGUAUCAUCCAACCAAUGGUGGGGCCAUUCACCUCAAAAUAAUGACUUUGACCAUACAUGGCCAGGAACAGUUUAUGUAACAUUACCUACAACGCUACAAACAUUUAUUUAUGAUGGAACCAAUUCGGCAGUUCACCUUACAAAUCGGAUUACGGUGGUGUUUAAUGAAAGUAAUAAUCUGAUAAAUCUUUCUAUCAGCUACAAUGACAACAUGAUACUGGAAGGGUCUGUUACUGGACUGAACAAGCUUACAACACUGAGAAUAGAACACAAUGGAAAUAUGUCACUUUCAGAAUCAAUUUUUGAUAAUUUCCCAAGUCUGAAAAACCUCUACAUGACUGGGGUGCGUCUUCCAAAACAGUAUUUCCAAAACGAGUCGAUUCGGCUAUUUAGAAACCUGACAAAGCUGAAAAACCUCGAUCUCUCCUCUAGCGACCUGUUCCAUUUACCAAAACACUCGUUUCGUCACAAUCGCUUUCUCAAGAAUCUCUUGCUGUCACACAACAACUUUCACAGUAUUAUAUUCUCCAUCGAAGAUGUUCCACAUUUAGAGACUUUAGAUUUGUCUUAUAAUAAUAUCAAAACGUUGGAUCAGGAUACCAGAAAUUCGUUGGACAGUCAUGGUAUAAAUAAAUCAAAUUUUAUUUUAAAACUGCACAACAAUCAAUUAAGCUGCAGGUGUCAAAAUAUCGACUUCGUGUUGUGGUUCAAACAAAGCGAUUAUAUUUUAAAUUCAAGUUAUGUACAAUGCACGUACGAAAAUAAUACAUUGGUUAUUUUCAAAGAUAUUGACGACGAAGCAUUAUGGCACGAGUGUACGGGAAAACCAGCGUUUUACAUCGUGUCGUCCAUGUUUGCAUUUCUCAUCUCUGCAGCUCUGUUUUCCUUUCUUGUAGUGAAGCAUAAGACUCAGAUUGUUGUGUUUUUCCACAGACUGUUUCGCGGGGUCGCUGGACUCCCAAGAAGAGAAGAUUUCAUGUAUGAUGUUUUUAUUGGAUACGCUGAUAACGACUGUGACUUUGCGUGCAUGCAACUGAGAGAGAUCCUGGAGGACAGGUUUCAUUAUCGAGUUUAUAUCCACGAUCGCGACAGUGAGUUGGGCGGCUUGAGAGCCAUCUCCAUUCUAGAUGGUGUCCACAACAGCUGGAAGAUGGUCCUCGUUUUGUCACAGAACUUCGUCACUGACGAAUGGUCUAUAUACACGAUGCAUGCCGUAGCUCUGUAUGCCGCUUCCGGCCUCAUACCAAAGAGGCUGAUCAUUCUCCUGGACCGAGAGAAUCCGUGCGAGGUUCCAGACACCCUCCUGUGCAUUGCAGAUGAAGACACGAUCCUGCCAAUCCCACGUCCUAAUGAUAACGAUUCGUGGGAACACUUAAAGCGUCUUCUGAAGUGAUUUUCAUGAACUUCAGUUCCCCCAAGUCUUUGGGGACAAGGUGUAAUGCAAUGGUAGGACACUCGAGUGGGAUCAUACGAGUCUAGGGACAGAUUUAAUUUUUAAACUACUUUCUACCAGAUUAGUAUCAAAGAUAGUGGUGAGUGUUGUCUUGUAUGUUAGAAAGUGUACUUAAAUCAUCUAUUUUUGCUACCUGGUUUGAGUAACCUAUAUGAGAAGUUUAUCAAAAUUAUCUAUUGUUGCUAACUGGUUUGAUUAACCCAUGUGAGCCAGUGUAUCUAAAUUAUCUAUUUUUCUGUCUGGUGUGAGUAUCCUGCCAGCAUGUGUUUCGAAAUAAUCUAUUGUUGCUAUCUGGUGCGAAUAUCCUAUAUACCGACAGCACACGUGUUCCCUCGUUAUAUGGAAUAAGUGCUACAAUAACCUUACAUUUGAAUCUAUUAACCAUUGAUAAAAAUCAAUCUAAUUAAAAUUAGCUCCACUAUUACAUGUGGAUCUAAAGACAGCCAGUUGGAGCUC